Molecule: messenger RNA, 2325 nt
Organism: Scheffersomyces stipitis CBS 6054
Lineage: Eukaryota; Fungi; Ascomycota; Pichiomycetes; Serinales; Debaryomycetaceae
Gene: TIP20
Product: Tip20p
Exons: 1
Coding region: 1-2325 (774 amino acids)
Biological process (GO): regulation of ER to Golgi vesicle-mediated transport; endoplasmic reticulum to Golgi vesicle-mediated transport; retrograde vesicle-mediated transport, Golgi to endoplasmic reticulum
Cellular component (GO): Dsl1/NZR complex
Source: RefSeq, a predicted model, not a curated record
AUGGGCAUAGACUACAUCAACGCCAACUUCACAGGUCUCGACGACUUGGCGUCUGUCUCUUCGAAACUAGACCAUCUCAACAAGCUCCGUCAUUCCAUCAAGAAUGCUGUAGACGUGAAAGUUGGCGAUACUGAAUCUGCAUCAACCUCUUCGUUCUCUGUAGACUCUGAAAAAUUGAACCUGUCCAUUGACAAGAUCAUUUCCGUGUUGGACUAUUCACUGGAAACCACUGAUUUGGCCGAUGCGCUUGCCAACAUCGACGCCUUGAUUCUCGAGUUUGGUUCUCUUGACUUUCUCACGAAAUUGCGGAACCAAUUGGCAGAAAAGAUAUCCGUUCAGAAGUCGAUCAAGUUGCUUCAUGAAGCUAAUGAUGUCCACCAACAGCUUACUUCGGCAUUAUCGAUAACUGAACUCGCAGACAUUGCCAAAAAGGUCAAGCUAUCAAUCCCCGUGGACGAUCCUGUUUCAGAUCAGUUGUUGGAGAUCUUGAAUACUAAAGUAGAAAUGUUGGUAAGUGAAAAGAGAAACUCUAUACAACCUAAAUUUUCAAAGCUACUCCACGAUUCUAACUGGUUACAGUCGAAUUCGGAUAUAAGCACUAUUCCCUCAGCUACUCUCAACGCUAUCAAUAGAUACGUGAAUGAUUUGGUCGAUUUGCAAUCGAUCUUAGACCCUCCACUGUAUCCUUCGACAUGGUGGGCCCUUGAUAUCUUGUUAGAGCCAAUAAUAACCAGGUUCAACUACCAUUUCAACACUCCGCACAUGGAGACUAAUAAGAUAUCCAAGCCCGAAUGGGCUCUUGACUUCAUCGAGAAGUUCCUCUCGGAUAACUUAGCUCUUUUGAACUUGGUUGUAGAACAUAUCUUCAAGUUGUGCCACAGAAUAGCGACAUUUGAAAUCAUCACGACGUUGUUGAACCCAUUGCGAGAAAAGAUCUUGUCGUCUAUCAAGGUUUUGAAUGCCAACAUCGACAAAUAUCUGGAACAGCCUGUGAACCUCGAAAAGAGCGGAAGACUUUUGUCCCAUCUCAUUUUUGAGUUAUCAUCCUUCGAUCAAAGACUUCGUAAUAUUUACAAAUACAAUCCGUACAUAGAGAAUCUUGCCCAGGCUCCUUCCAAGAAGUGGACUGGUCUUACCGGAGAUGUUAUGUUACGCGGGAACGACGAAAGUUUGGCUGUGACGAACUGGUUGAACUUUGAGAAACAGUUGGCCAACAAAAGAUUCAAUAGUGAAAUUCUCAACUCUGACGAUGCGUUCAGGAUUGAUUUCGAUUACCAAGGCUCUUUCGAUGAAGACGACAGUGAAGUGGUAAAGAAUGUUAUCAAACCAACCUAUUCAGCAUAUGCCAUCGUAAAGUUGUUCGACAACCUCAGUAGUCAUUUCCAGACGUUGAGUAUUGUUAAAUACCAAUUGAAGUAUGUAUCGUCGAUUCAGCUUGAUUUGCUAGACAAAUAUUUUGAGAGAUUAGACAAGAUGCGUAAAGAGUUUAACAACAGCUUUAACCAGAAAGCUAUGUUGAACCUUAUCCCUGGUGGUCUCAACGAAAAGAAUGUAAGAGAGGUGAAUACCGAUACUGUCAAGCUUGGAAUGGCCAAUCUUCAGACAAUCUCGGAACUCUUCUGUCUGGCCAAGUUCAUCAGCAAUGCCUUGGAACAAUGGAGUGAAGAGUUGAUCUUCAUUCAACUAUGGGAAGCUUUCAAGAGCGUCUCUAAAGAUGCUGGACUCAGCAUAUUUGAUGGAACUAUCAGACAGUACGAUUCACUUGUAGAGAAGCUGUUGGUAUUGUACGAGGAGUUCUUCCGAAAAGAAAUCAGAACUUCUUUGAAAAACUAUGUCAAUUCCAGCCAAUGGAAUAUUUCUUCCAAUGAAGCACCCGAAGUUCCCCAGGAAUUGAUCGUUUUGGGUAAUAACCUACUCACAUACUUGGACUAUGUAAAACGUACCAUGUCAAAGUUGGACUACUUCCUUGUUUCAGACCGGGUGGUGUCGUUGAUCUCCAUUAUCUUGACAGAAUACAUUGUUACCAACAACCAGUUCAGCAAGGAUGGAGCUGCACAAUUGAAAUUUGAUUUUGAGUAUAUCGUCAGUGAGUUGAGAGAUAGUUUAUAUCUUGAAGGGGAUAAAACUGAGCUUUCUAAUAGUCUGAACCAUGAUUUCUUGCGUUUGAGCCAAUCGGUGGAAUUCCUCUCAAAACUUGAUGCUGCUACUGCCAAACAGUACCAGAGAAAACAGGAACAGUUCCAAGAAUUGAGAGACCAGUUUGCGGACGGAUUGGAAGCAUUGUCCAAUCAUAACAUAGGUGACUUGCUCUUGAGAAUCGUAUAA